This is a messenger RNA of Ahaetulla prasina, 816 nucleotides long. RefSeq lists its product as uncharacterized. The coding region runs from base 28 to 684 and encodes 218 amino acids. The transcript has 2 exons. The record is from RefSeq and is a predicted model, not a curated record. NCBI's taxonomy places the organism in Eukaryota, Metazoa, Chordata, Lepidosauria, Squamata, Colubridae.
GAAUCUAAAAUCCCCGGAGUUCCCGAGAUGUCACACCAAAAUGAUGAUUCUCUAGAAGAAAAUCUUCCCUCAAAUAUGAAUGCAGUAAAGUCAUUCUCAAAUGAUGUGCCAAAAUACCCAGAAACAUCAAUGGCUUUCCAAAGUGUUGGAAUGAUCAGUGGCAAAAGUGAUGCAGCAGAUAACGAUCGGUUUCAUGAAGCAAUAGCAUCUAAUGAGACAAUAAAUAGUAUGGCAACUAAAAUGUUUCGAGUGAAACAUGUAAUAAAACCACUUGAUGAAUUUGAAACCAACCAAAUGUCUGACAUGUUAGAGUAUCAGAAUAAUAAUUUUUCUAUAGAUACAACUGUAAAUGAGGAGAGUAAUACUUUGCCAGAAGAACUUCUCACAGCUCUAAACACUUUGACAGAAGCUAUAGUAGCAGUAGAAGACAGAACUGGAUCAAGCACAACACAGAAGCAACUAACACCCGAACAGGCAGAUGAUGAUACCACAGAAAUAAUAGAAACAGAUUUGAAAUCUCAUUGUCAUUCGCAAUGCCGUGAAGAACCAGAAGCUUUAAUGAUAGCCAAGAUGUCAUGCACUUCAGGCGAACACGUAUGUAAAUACAUACAUAUAUACAGAGAGAGAGUGAGUGUAUUAAUAGGAAACAUUUUUUCAGCUAUGUUCAUAAGUUUAUAUUCUUAGAUCAGUAAUGUAUGUUUUAAUUGAUGUUCAAUUUUUUUAAAAAAUAUAUCUUGUUAUCUCAGAGUUUCUGGCUAAAUCUGGUUUUUUUUUCCAGAUCCCCCCUUGGGUUGUUUCAAAAUGUUUCUUGCUGGU